CGUCAUGCUAGGCAUGGUAUCUGUUCAUUUGAAAUUGCGCGUAGCUGCACCAUCAGAGGAAAGAUUGAGGCGAUAGAAUAGCAAAGAAUGGUCAUCUUGUUCCUAAUGUCAUGAAUUUCAGUACAUCCAGCAGUAUAUCUAUUAGACGUAGCUCAGCACUCAUCGCUUGGCCUUUUCGUCGGAUUGCUCCACAAGUGCCGUGACCUUGAAGGAUGGGCUCAACGGUGGUUGAACCAAGCACGAUUGUGGAAGGAUGGCGUAUGGCACUUCUGCUGCUUGCAUUUGCCACGGUGACCUUCAUUCUGGAGAAAGCAGCUCAUGGCUUGGAGCACAUCUUCAAGAAACAGAGAGGCCUUGCCAUCGGGCUAGAGCACAUAAAGAAUGAACUUCUGUGCGUGGGCUCUAUCUCCCUCCUCUUAAGCGCAUUCCAAAACCUCCUUGCUCAGAUAUGCAUCCCUUUAUCGAAAGUAUCAGUUUACACUGACCGGCGGCGCCGUUUACUUGCCGGUGGGGCCGAGACAUAUUGCCAGCCGUACAAGCAAAGCCUGUGGCCUGUCUCGCUGCAGCACGACACACACAUCUUCAUCUUUGUGGUGGCAUGCACUCACGUGGUGUACGGCACCCUCACCGUCUACCUGACCAUCUGGCGGGUGCGGAGCUGGCGCAAAUGGGAGGUGGCCGCUCAACAGCAGGCCAACAGCAUGGACAUCAAAGUCAUGAAGAUGCCCGCAAAGUGGUUGUAUCGCAACGUAGGCAGCAAUUCCGUCAUCCACUUCUUCCUCAUGCUCCUCCGGCAGUACCAGAUGUCCGUAAACCAGAGCCUCUACAACAACGCCCGUGUGCUCUUCAUCGAAAAGGCGGGUCUGGAUUACAAGUACAACUUCCAUGACGUGGUGGUCAGGGGCCUGGAGGAUGAGCUGAUGCUUACGCUUCGCCCCGAGUGGCACCUUUGGAUGAUUGCCGUGGUGUGGUACGCCAUUCCGCCACCGGCGUACGUGUCGUUCUGGAUGUACGGCUUAGGCGUACUAAUGAUCAUGCUGGUUGGCGGAAAGCUGGUGGACGUCCUGGUGCAAAUCUCAGUGCAGGUGGCUAUUAAAUACGGCGACAGUGUCGUGUUCGGGCGCAUGGAUGAGAAUCCACGUGCCCGCGGCCGCAUCGAGACGCUUGGCCGCUCCUCCAUGCACGCCCUAGGCACCGCAAAGCGAUCCUUCCUGCAGCGCGGCAUGGACCAGACGAGCAAGGCCUUGGAGCACCAUCACGGCGAGGAUGACCCCGAGUGGAUCCAGAACACCAACAACCUGGGAGUCCUGGCAAACGUUUUUCGGAUGCCGUCGCGCCAACACGUCCUGCAGAUGAUCCGGUCCAUGGCGCCGCAAGCCUCUUCUGGUGUUGCGGCUGAUGCUGCCGCCGGUGCUGAUUCUACUGGGGGUGGUCAUGGUAGUGGUAAUGAUGUAGGUGCUGGUGCUGUCUCACCGACGAAAGGGCAGCAGCACGAGGAGGCUGGGGGCCAAGUGGCUGCAUCGCCGCACGUACCAGCGGGGCCGCCGCCGCCACCGCACCCCCCGGCAGUGGCGCCGCAGACACCCACGACAGCAGCGGCGGCAGGGGCAGCAGCAGCCGUGGCGACACAGCCUUCUGGCAGCAUGAGGUUGGUUCGCCGGAGCGCCCCGCCGGAUCUUCGGGGCCGACAUCCGCAACGGUUUGACUUCUCAGAUGGUGCCGCUGUGGGCAGCUUUAACGCUGCCGGUGGCGCGGGCCACGGGGCGCCGGCGGCAGCGGGAGCCCCGCUGCCAACCGGCAUCACGCGCAACAUGAGCGUUGCCGCUGGAAGCCACGCCCGGCACCAUCACCAUCGCCAUCACUAUCAUUUCAUUCACCCUCAGCAUCACCACAGCCACAAUCGUCAUAACCGCCACCGCAGUCGGGAUCAGGCAGGCCUGGAGGGAAUGCCCUCCACCACCCUGCCACUGCCGCCGUUGCCGCCGUCGCCACAGAACCUCCAGCCGCAGGGCGAAGGAGGUGGAUCUCCUAGAUUUGCUGAGGCGCAGCCCGCAGGCACCUUUCCGGACAAGCGCAGGUCAGCCUUUGAGCUCUUCCAGCGGCACCCCGAACAUCAAGUACGGGCGCUGUCCUUGCGCCGUGCCCUCAACUUUAUCCUGGGACCCCCCGAGGACCCCGGCACGUCACCUCCCAGGCAACAGCAGCUGCUGCUGCCACCGCUGCCGCUGCCGGAGGACCACCAUGCCCCGCGGUCGCUGGCUGGGUCUAUGGCGGCGGUGCAAGCUGAUGGGAAGGCUUUUGUGGCAAGGAACCCCGGGGCAUCGGCUGCAUCUGGAUCGGCUUCCUCGCGAGGCUUCGGGGGUGCACCCACGGAGAUGACCAACGGCAUUACGGCGGCGGAUACUUUGCUGGAUUUCGCGGAGAGCGGGGCCGUUGGCCGUCAGCAAUACCAUCAACAGCAACAGCCGCCAAGUGGCAAGGCUUCGGACGCUGUGACGAGGGUACCAUCGUCCGCUCGGGGCGUGAUGUUACCGUCUGCGGGGAGCAUCAGAAGCCGGGUCUGCGGCGGCAGCAGCGACCAGGGCAGUAUUUCCGUUCGGCGAGGGCCUCGCGUGCUCAGGUUCAAACGAACAGCUUCAGGACGUUGGAAAGUUCCGAUGCUGAUGCGGCCCUUUUAUUGCGGCACGCACGUAAAGGGCAGGUCCCAGUAUGUGCGGGACAUGCUACAGCAGCGCAAGGACCGAGGGGUACACCAGCUGGACGCGAAGGACUUCUUCUGGUUCAAGCGCCCCCGCUUCAUGACGAUGCUCUUCACGCUGGCCUACUUUCAGAAUUCAUUGUCCAUCGCCAUCUGCAUCUUCUCCUUGGCGGGGAUGCAAGAUACCGUGGGCACCUGGGAGGGUGUCCCCAAAUGGGCCAUCAUCCUGCAGCUAUGUCUGGACAUGGUGCUGAUGCCGCAGGUUAGCCUGUCCAUCCUGCCCUUGUACGCGCUGAUCCAGCCGUUGGGUAGCCACUGCCCACAGGACCUCAUCAAGUACGCAAAGGAAAAGGAGGAGAAAGCGAAGAAGUCCAAAUAUGGCCGCUAUCAGAGACAGUGGCUAUCGGAGCUGUCCUCCCAUAUAUUGGGUGACAGUACGACCAAGACUGAGAAGCGCAGCAUCCUGGGCAGCCUUGGGAAGUUUCUACGAAGCAAAAAAAAAGGUGGGGAGCGGCCGUCGGCUCAGGAGGAGGUGGCAGCUCCACCGCCUGCAGUGCAGCGGCUCGGCAGCCAGGUAGUGGGCGAGGCAUUGCUGGCACUGAGCAGGGCCAAUGGCUUUUCGCCAAGCGGCCGCGCGUCGUCAGAGGCGGCCCGCGAGAUGCGCCUAAGGCCUAACGGGACUAGUCCCAGCUGCAGCCGCACGUUAGCGGCUCAGCUCCCAAUGGUGCCUCACCUAUUUAAGGACGGUGAAGCUACGUCCUUGGACCACACCGCAGUCGGCAAAGGUGACCAGCAGCGUGUCUCAUCAGCCCACGUUGCAGUUACGGUGGACAGACAGGCGGAGCUGGAGCCAGGCCUACGGGGCCCGCAGGCGCCUGGAUGGUUAGGCGAUGGAGCUCGUCAAGCCGCAGGAACUGCGGUGACGGCAGCGGCGCCCGCCAUGGAUCCCUUUAACCAGCGCAGCAGCAAGGAGCAAUAG
Messenger RNA from Volvox carteri f. nagariensis, 3677 nucleotides. RefSeq lists its product as uncharacterized. The transcript has 13 exons. Gene Ontology annotation, biological process: defense response. Gene Ontology annotation, cellular component: membrane. NCBI's taxonomy places the organism in Eukaryota, Viridiplantae, Chlorophyta, Chlorophyceae, Chlamydomonadales, Volvocaceae. Bases 213 to 3677 code for a protein of 1154 amino acids. The record is from RefSeq and is a predicted model, not a curated record.